UACAAUCCAAGAGGCAGCGUAGAUUCUCUUUGUCUCAAAAUAAAUUUCUUUUUAUUUUGUCUCAAAGAACUUGGUAUAGUUUAUUUAACUUUUCAUCUCAUUCUCACAUUCUUCACACUUACUCAUAAAGUUCACCUUUUUGUACCCCUCCUCAUUUUAAAAACAAUACUAUUUACUUGUUACAAUUCAUUUAAAACGAAAGAAGUAUUAUUUUCUUUUUUUUUUAUUUGAAACGAUUAAUAAGGAAAUUAAUCGAGAAAUUAAAUGCGAAAAGCAAAGACAUUAAAAUCUUAAAUGCUUAUGGGCAUGACAUUGGGUUCGGAUGUGUGCAAUGCAAUGCAGUAUGGGCCAAAUUUGUUGAAAUUUAAUGCUCCAACUCAAAUGGAGUUGUUGUACAUCAUUGCCUUGCUGUGCUCAUCAAGUAAUGACUAACAACACAACAGUUUUGAAAGUGAGAAGCCAUGAAAUCUCGACCGCCCUCGACUUUUUAAGACUUUUACGUAAACUAACAGAUAAAGAAUCAUUUAUAUACAAAUCCCAAAACCCGUACCUUCAUAUUAUUUUCAAUCAUCAAAAUUAAAUAGUUUUAAAUCACAAAUUGCAUCAAUUAUAUAUAGAAAAAAAAAUUUAUAUUCAUGUUCUUUAUUGGUCGCACUUCUAACCACGCAUUUGAACCAACCCUAACCCUAACCCUAGUCUUUAUUUAACACAAUACCAUUUCUCAACCACUUCAUACUAGAAAUCCCCUUGUAAUGGCACUCAACUACGCUCUAGCUUUGAUCUUCUACCUCUUGCUCACAUCACCUUACAAUUUUUCAGGACUAAGGGGAGAAGAAACGUCAAAUAUGAAUGAUGAACAUGUGUAUGAGAUUGAUUAUAGAGGUCCUGAGACACACUCUCAUCUUCCUCCUCCUAAAACAUUGGAUCAAAAACCUCACAUUCAUCAUCACAAACUUGCCAAAAGAUCCAGGAAAAUAUCUUCCAACAACUUCUAUAUUCAUACAAAUGGAAAUUAGAUUGCUUGAAGGGGAAAUGAGAGCCUAGAUUCAUGUAAUGUUCCUCAAAAUUAUUCACUAUUUAUUUGAAUUUGCUCGUUUUAAUUUUUUUAUGUGAGAAUAUUUUAGUUAAAUAGCGCAAAUUUUUAGAGAUGGUAUAACUACACUAAAUUAUUACUAUUAUUAAUUUGUAAAAUUAAAUCUUGUGAUUCAUAAAUCAUAUGGGUUAUUUAUUUUUCAAUUGUCCAAUCAAUAUAUAUAGUCAGUUAUAUGAUAUAAUCUUGAGAUGUAAUAAAAAUAUCUAUAUAUAAAUAUAUACUUUUAUCAGAAUUAUAUUUCAAUUACGUACCUUUUUUUCUUUGGUGAUCUAAAUUAAAAUUUUUAUGGGUAAACUCAUAAAAUUAAUAUAGUUUGGCUUGAUUCUCUAAUUGAGGUUGAGUUUCAAAAGUAUAAAUUAAUUGAAUUUAGUCUCUGAGAUAAAUGAUCCGGUGAACACGCUCCGGUUUGGUCUGGUCUAACUGACACUACAAUCAUACCAAAUUAGAAAUUCAUGUUUGAAAAUUUUUCGGACCAAACCAAAUCGUUUUACAACGGUCCGGUCUGGUUUGGUCUGCGGUUUUUUAUUUUUAUAUUUUCAUCCAAAUUAAUACAUGUAUUUAUGUAAAUAUUUCACACCUAUAAUUAAUAAAUAUAAUAAUUUGUAAUUAGUUGAUAACAUCAACAUCAUUCAAGUAUAUAUUGUUAUAUAAAAAUAACUACAUCUUAAAAUAU
Molecule: messenger RNA, 1766 nt
Organism: Amaranthus tricolor (Joseph's coat)
Lineage: Eukaryota; Viridiplantae; Streptophyta; Magnoliopsida; Caryophyllales; Amaranthaceae
Exons: 3
Coding region: 753-1016 (87 amino acids)
Source: RefSeq, a predicted model, not a curated record